AUGGAUGUAUCUUAUUCAUUUACACCUUUGACGGGAUAUAAAGAUAGUUUGGUCAAUCAAAAUGUAAAAUUACCUUUAAAUUAUCCAACCAUCGACAAUCACAACCCUAAGAAAUCUACAACUCCCAACAAUGAAUUCCAUAAGAAAAUAGCUACUACAGGUAAGAUCAUCAAUUUACCUAAACAAUCAAUUGUCCCGGCAGUUUCAAUCUCCGUUUACAAUGAUAUGAAAACCAUUGUUUUAACACCAAUGGAAUUUCAACUGAGUAGUAUUGGUUUCCAAUUUCAAAAUUUGAUUAUAGAUUUACCUCAUUCAACCAUUUCAACCAAUUGUAUUACAUUUUAUUAUCAUCAAGAUCAUAUUUUGAUUGAUUUAAUUGAUCAAAAUUAUUUGUUUAUUACGUUAAAAAUUGCCAUUGAUAGAUUCAUUUUAGGUGGUCAACAACUCACUUUAGAUAAUUUUGAAGAAUGGGGGUAUAUUUCUGUUCCUUAUUCAUUUGAACUAAGAUCUUCACCAUUUUUGUUGAAAUGUUUGGAUAAUUUGAAUUUAAUUGUUUCUUUGAAAGAUGGAGGAUUGCUACAUUUCAAAAGAGAUGAGGAAUUGGGUGAAAUUAAUGUGUUUAAUUUCCAAGAACAAGGUACAUUAAUACCAUUUUUAGGUUUUUUCGGUAGUGGGAAACAGAAAGAUGUUGUUUUAGAUGGGGUUUCGUCUAAUUCAAUUGUUGAUGCUUUACAGAUUGGUGGUAGUGGUGUGGUGAUUACUUUAUCUGUCAACAAAGUGUUGAAACUUUGGAAUCUUGAUGGUCACCAGAACUUGUCUUCAUUGACAAUUGCUUCAGAUGACAAUACAUGGUUACCCACUAUUCCUAGCAAGUAUUUAAAAUCUUAUGAACAAGAAGAUGGGAAAACUAUUAUAACAUUGUUUAUCAAUACCAAAUCAGGAGAUUCAUCAAAGAGUAUGUUUGUAUUCAAAUCAUUUGAAUUAGAAAGUUCAAAUUUGCAUGAUUUGUCAGAUCUUUCUUUCCAACCAGAACUCCCUAAUUCAUUAUUGUUUUCCUCUGAUGUGUUUUAUCAUGAAUCCAAUUUCCAAAACACUAUUUGGUUUAUUCAAGAUUAUGAAGUUGUAGGAUUCGGAACAUCUCAGCUCAAAUACUAUAUUUUAUGGAAAUCCAAUACAUCUUCAAUUUUGGUGGAAUAUACUAUAAACCCAGUUAAUGGUGCAAUUUUAUCAAUUGAAAUUUCCCAUCCUAAUGGGUUUGAAAUUGACGAAAAUAUAUCUGCUUAUCAUGACGCUGAAUAUUAUAUGGAUAGAAUAUUUGAUUCUGGGAAUUACGACUCGUUAAUUGUUUUGACAUCAAUUAAAAUAUUAAGUCAACAUUGGGAAAUAGAUAAUGACAUGGUGGUGACAUCUCAGUCAAUUCGACAAUUGGCUAUAGAUACAAUCAAUUCAAAAGCAGAAUCAGGUACCAUUAAAAAUUAUUGGUUUAAAUUGCAAUCUUUAUGUGAAGAAUUUAAAAAUUUGAGUCAAGAAACAUUGUCAUUGUCAGUUUUCGAUAAUCAAGUUUUAACUUUGAAUGUUAAUGGUCAUGGUAUAUUCCGUAAAUCUGCUUUUUUUGAAUCUUUUGCUAAUCAGAAAUUGAAUAGUGCUGAUGGGAAAUUAAUGCUGAUUUUCAAUAAAUUUGAAACUUUUAUAUCACGUAAAAGUUAUCAUAAAUUGCAUGAAGAAUUACUUCAAUUGAGAAAAAUUUCGGCAAAUGACAUAACAAAUUUAUUCACAAAACACAUUGAAGGAAAAAUAUCUACUGAUGAAAUACAGACAAUUCUAAAAGAUUUAGAACAGAUUCCUGGGAUUGUUGAAAUAGUGAAAUCGUUAAUUGGUAGCUCUGGGUUUGAAUUAAUCGUCGAUGCAAAUUCCAUUUCAAGUAAAGAACUCGGUGCUUUUCACAAAAUAUCUACCGUGAUGAUAUUCAAGAACAUUAUGGAGACACAUAAAACAUUGUUAUUAGAUUUGGUGGUGUUAUUUCUUACAUGUGAAACCAAUGAUCAAAUAGUUGAAUUUGUCAACCAAAUUCGUGCAACUUUGGUACAAUAUGAUGUCAUGGAAGUAGUUUUCACCACAUGUUUGAAUAAGGGAGAAGUUGAAACUAAGAAUAUGGGCCAAGUGCAAAAUUCUAUUUUUUGGUCAUCAGUUGUGGCUACUCAUUCUCAAUUAAAACGAUUAAUUGAGUCAUUACAGCUAAAUGAUGGCUAUGAAUAUUUUUAUAAUAAUGUCUUACCUGAUGACUAUUUAGUUGAUGUGGUUAUUGAAUUGAUCAACAAUAAAGAGUACUUUUUUUUGCAAAAAAAAUUUUUAACCAAGCUUAAUCAAGAGAAUAAGGUGGAGAAACUUUUGGUUGGUUUGAUAUAUUUGUUCAAUAAUGAUGUAAAGUUUUUUUACAAGAUUUUCAAUGAUUAUUCUAAUUUCCAAAAUUUUACUGAAAAUAAAAUUAAAAAUUUGAACCAAGAUGUCAACUUGCAGAAAUUUAUAGAGGCAUUGUUAUCUAACCCUUCCAAAUCUCAAUAUUUCCAUGGAUUAUCAAAAUUGGUUCAAUCGCAAAUCAAAACUAAUGAUAACAAAUCACAACAAGAAGAACAUUGUUUUAUUGAAAUUGCAUCUGAUUUUGAAACUUUAGCCAUUGAAAAUGAAUCUGACAUUACCAUCAGAGAAGAAUUUUAUUUGAAUUUAUUUGAAUUAUCCUUACCAGUUUCAAAUUAUGAUAUUACCACCAAAUGUUUAAAAAAUUUAACUCUUUCGACUAAUUUCAAAAAUUUAAUGACAAAAUUUAUUACGAAAAUAAUUUUUCAACUGAAAUUAGAUAUCAUAUUCCCACCAAAUAAUAAUGAUGAUGAUUUUUAUGGACAACAUUUUUCAUUAAUUGAUUCAAUAAUUGUUAAAGUUGCCCAAGAUUCCAAUUUAUCACAAUCUUUACGAGUUUAUCAAUAUUUGUAUUCAUGGAGAUUAUUUGGUUGUAUGGUGGCGGUGGUCAACAACAAUAAGACGCUAGAAUUGGGUGAUAAAAGAGGUGCAAUUGAAGCUUUAUAUGAAUUCAUUACUCGAUUUAGAAUAGAAAAUCCUACUGGUGAUGUGGAAAGGAAAGUAAAAUUGAAAAUCCUUGAAAUUUAUAUGAUAAUUUUGAAUUUAUUAAAAAGUUUUGAAAAUAAUCAAGAUCAAUGGUUUUUAAAGACAAAUAGCUAUAAAGAGACAACAACAACAAGAAGAAGAUCAAUCGUAUCUUUGAAUGAUUUAAAAUUGGAAUACUUAGAAUGGUUGAAAAAUUUAGAUGAAGAUGUAUCAAUGUUUACAUAG
Messenger RNA from Candida albicans SC5314, 3345 nucleotides. RefSeq lists its product as uncharacterized. Gene Ontology annotation, cellular component: nuclear pore. Lineage: Eukaryota; Fungi; Ascomycota; Pichiomycetes; Serinales; Debaryomycetaceae. The transcript has a single exon. Bases 1 to 3345 code for a protein of 1114 amino acids. Gene Ontology annotation, molecular function: structural constituent of nuclear pore. The record is from RefSeq and is a predicted model, not a curated record.